Molecule: messenger RNA, 2451 nt
Organism: Ochotona curzoniae (black-lipped pika)
Lineage: Eukaryota; Metazoa; Chordata; Mammalia; Lagomorpha; Ochotonidae
Gene: PCDHB1
Product: protocadherin beta 1
Exons: 1
Coding region: 1-2451 (816 amino acids)
Biological process (GO): homophilic cell-cell adhesion
Cellular component (GO): plasma membrane
Molecular function (GO): calcium ion binding
Source: RefSeq, a predicted model, not a curated record
AUGGCGGCUGCACGCAGAAAACCUUGGCAAAGCAGGCAAGUGGAGUCUUUCCUCCUAUUCCUGUGUGUCUCUGUCGGGGGAGCGACAACCAUCCGCUACUCUGUGGCGGAGGAAAUGGAGAGCGGUUCUUUUGUGGCCAACGUGGCUAAGGACCUCGGGCUGGAGGUGGGGAAGCUGGCUGCGCGCGGGGCGCGGCUGGUCUCUGAGGGCAACAAGCUACAUUUCCGGCUCCACCGCAAGACUGGGGAUUUGUUUGUAAAGGAGAAACUGGAUCGGGAAUCACUUUGUGGCAAAGCUGACCCGUGCGUUCUGCACUUUGAAAUCGUCCUGGUGGAGCCGCUGCAGUCCUUCCGUGCCGAGGUCAGGGUGUUUGAUAUUAACGACAAUGCUCCGGUUUUCCUAAACAAGGAGCCCCUCUUAAAGAUUCCGGAGAGCACCCCCUUGGGCUCGCGUUUUCCUUUGCAGGGCGCCCAGGAUCCGGACGUGGGCCUCAAUGGUCUCCAAAACUACACGCUGAGCACCAAUGCCUAUUUCCACCUGCAUACCCGCUUCCGCAGCCACGGGCCUAAGUACGCUGAGCUGGUGCUGAAUAAACCCCUGGACAGAGAGGAGCAGCCUGAAGUCAACUUGACCAUUACUGCGGUGGACGGCGGGUCCCCGCCCAAAGCCGGAUCCGCCCACAUUCGUGUGGUGGUGCUGGACGUCAACGACCACGUGCCCCAGUUCUCGCGAUUGGUGUAUCGCGCUCAGGUCCCCGAGGACAGUGCCCCUGGUUCUGUGGUGGCCAUGGUGAUGGCUACGGACCUGGACGAGGGCACCAACAAGGAGAUAACUUACUCUUUGGCUCAAAACUCAGAGGCCAUUCUCCAGACGUUUCAGAUUGACCCUCAAAGUGGGGAGGUUCGGCUGCAAGGGCCCCUGGAUUUCGAAGCCGUUGAAACCUAUGACAUCGACGUUCAAGCUACCGAUGGAGGAGGUCUCUCUGCCCACAGCAAAGUCCUGGUGGAAGUGGUGGAUGUGAACGACAAUCCCCCUGAAGUGACCAUCUCGUCCGUGUCCAGUCCUCUCCCUGAAGACUCGCCACUCCAGACUGUAGUGGCCCUUUUCACUGUCCGAGACCGCGAUGUUCGAGUGGGAGGAAAAAUCACCUGCUUCCUCAGAGAAGACCUGCCCUUCGUGGUCAGACCCACGUUCCGAAAUUCAUACUCGCUGGUCACUGACAGAAGCUUGGACAGGGAGGAGGUCCCCGGCUAUAACAUCACCCUUGUGGCUAUGGACACUGGACCACCCAACCUGUCCUCGGAGACUGUAAUAGAGGUGCUGAUAGCUGACAUUAACGAUAACUCCCCAGUGUUUCAGAAGGAUUCAUAUGUCUUGACUGUCCGGGAAAACAACAGCCCCGCGAUUUUCAUUGGUAAAGUCCAUGCUGAGGAUCUGGAUUUGGGUGAAAAUGCCCAAGUGACUUAUUCUCUGUUGCCUCCGGAAAGCGGGGAUCUAUCUGUCUUUGCUUAUAUCUCCAUAAAUUCAGAUAAUGGGAAGCUCUAUGCACUUAGAACUAUGGAUUAUGAGGCCAUUCAAGACUUUCAGUUUGUAGUAAAGGCCACUGACAGGGGUUUCCUGUCACUGAGUAGCCAAGUCACGGUCAGAGUGGUUGUCCUGGAUGAUAAUGACAAUCGCCCAAUGAUCUUGUACCCACUACAAAAUGGGACCUUUCCUUGCAAUGACCUAGUGCCCAGGUCUGCAGAGGCUGGCUAUUUGGUGACCAAAGUAGUGGCUGUGGAUGGAGACUCGGGUCAGAAUUCUUGGCUUUCAUAUCAGCUACUUAAAGCUACUGAUCUUGGUUUGUUCUCGGUCCAACGUCAAAAUGGGGAAAUUCGUACAUUGAGGCAGAUAUCUGAGAGAGACCCCAUGAUGCAAAAACUGACCAUUCUUGUUCAGGAUCAUGGCCAGCCAGCUCUCUCCACUACUGCCUCACUCAACAUCCUACUGGUAGAUGGCUUUUCAGAGCCCUACCUGCAGUUCCAGGAUUCAUCCACACAUUCCAGAAAGGUAAAUCCAUCCACUAAAUAUUUGGUCAUAUCUCUGGCUGGGCUUUCCUUUCUCUUUCUCCUCUCUGUCACUGUGAUCUUUAUUGUACACAUUUGUCAGAAGAUUAGAGAAAGGUUUACUGUUCAAGAGCAUUUUUAUGAUGAUUGUAAUUUCCCUAACAACCCAGUACAAGGAGGUGGCAAUGUAUCUUUAUCCCAACCUCAUCAUUAUGACAUGUGUUCAGUCACUGGUACUGGCAACAGUGAGUUCAGAUUUCUCAAGCGCUUUAUGCCCAACUUCCCUUUCCCCCAUCCUGCAGGAGAGGUAAAAACAGGGACUGACUGCACUUUGCCUCCUGGUUCUAGUAGAAAUAGAUCCCAGGGGCCAGAAAGCCAUACCCAGGUGUCUGAUGACUAUAUGUAG